AUGUCUUGUGAGAGGAAAGGCCUCUCGGAGCUGCGAUCGGAGCUCUACUUCCUUAUCGCCCGGUUCCUGGAAGAUGGACCCUGUCAGCAGGCGGCUCAGGUACGCUCACGGGGCGUCCUCUUCCCGCAGCUGCUGCCCCGGCGCACCGACUGGACCGGGAAGGAGCAUCCCAGGACCUACCAGAAUCUGGUGAAGUAUUAUAGACAUUUAGCACCUGAUCACUUGCUGCAAAUAUGCCAUCGACUUGGACCUCUUCUUGAACAAGAAAUUCCUCAAAGUGUUCCUGGAGUACAAACUUUAUUAGGAGCUGGAAGACAGUCCUUGCUACGCACAAAUAAAAGCUGCAAACAUGUUGUGUGGAAAGGAUCUGCUCUGGCUGCAUUGCAUUGUGGAAGACCACCUGAGUCGCCAGUUAACUAUGGCAGCCCACCAAGCAUUGCGGAUACUUUGUUUUCAAGGAAGCUGAAUGGGAAAUACAGACUUGAGCGACUUGUUCCAACUGCAGUAUAUCAGCACAUGAAAAUGCAUAAACGAAUUCUUGGACACUUGUCAUCUGUGUACUGUGUAACUUUUGAUAGAACUGGCAGACGGAUAUUUACUGGUUCUGAUGAUUGUCUUGUGAAAAUCUGGGCAACAGAUGAUGGGAGGCUGCUAGCUACUUUAAGAGGACAUGCUGCUGAAAUAUCAGACAUGGCUGUAAAUUAUGAGAAUACCAUGAUAGCAGCUGGAAGUUGUGAUAAAAUGAUCCGAGUCUGGUGUCUUCGAACGUGUGCACCUUUGGCUGUUCUUCAGGGCCACAGUGCAUCUAUAACGUCACUACAGUUCUCACCAUUGUGCAGUGGCUCAAAGAGAUAUCUAUCUUCUACUGGGGCAGAUGGCACUAUUUGCUUUUGGCUUUGGGAUGCUGGAACCCUUAAAAUAAAUCCAAGACCUGCAAAAUUUACAGAGCGCCCUCGACCUGGAGUUCAAAUGAUCUGUUCUUCUUUUAGUGCUGGUGGAAUGUUUCUGGCCACAGGAAGCACAGAUCAUAUUAUUAGAGUUUAUUUUUUUGGAUCAGGUCAGCCAGAGAAAAUAUCAGAAUUGGAGUUUCAUACUGACAAAGUUGACAGUAUCCAGUUUUCCAACACUAGUAACAGAUUUGUAAGUGGUAGUCGUGAUGGGACAGCUCGUAUUUGGCAAUUUAAACGAAGAGAAUGGAAGAGCAUUUUGUUGGAUAUGACUACUCGUCCAGCAGGGCAAAAUCUUCAAGGAAUAGAAGAUAAAAUCACAAAAAUGAAAGUAACUAUGGUAGCUUGGGAUCGACAUGACAAUACAGUUAUAACUGCAGUUAAUAACAUGACCCUGAAGGUUUGGAAUUCUUACACUGGUCAACUAAUUCAUGUCCUGAUGGGUCAUGAAGAUGAAGUGUUUGUUCUUGAACCACAUCCAUUUGAUCCUAGAGUUCUCUUUUCUGCUGGUCAUGAUGGGAAUGUGAUAGUAUGGGAUCUGGCAAGAGGAGUCAAAAUACGAUCUUACUUCAACAUGAUUGAAGGCCAAGGACAUGGUGCAGUAUUUGACUGCAAAUGCUCUCCUGAUGGUCAGCAUUUUGCAUGUACAGAUUCUCAUGGACAUCUUUUAAUUUUUGGCUUUGGUUCCAGUAGCAAAUAUGAUAAGAUAGCAGAUCAGAUGUUUUUUCAUAGUGAUUACAGGCCCCUUAUCCGUGAUGCUAACAAUUUCGUAUUAGAUGAACAGACUCAACAAGCACCUCAUCUCAUGCCUCCCCCUUUUUUGGUUGAUGUUGAUGGUAACCCUCAUCCAUCAAGAUAUCAGAGAUUAGUUCCUGGUCGUGAAAAUUGCAGGGAGGAGCAACUCAUCCCUCAGAUGGGAGUAACUUCUUCAGGACUAAACCAAGUUUUAAGUCAGCAAGCAAACCAAGAAAUGAGCCCGUUGGACAGCAUGAUUCAAAGACUACAACUGGAGCAAGACCUGAGACGUUCUGGUGAAGCAGGUAUCAGUAAUACAAGCCGUUUAAAUAGAGGCUCUGUAAGUUCUACCUCAGAGGUUCAUUCACCACCAAAUGUAGGACUGAGGCGUAGUGGACAAAUUGAAGGUGUACGGCAAAUGCACAGCAAUGCACCAAGAAGUGAAAUAGCCACAGAGAGGGAUCUUGUAGCUUGGAGUCGAAGGGUGGUAGUACCUGAGCUAUCAACUGGUGUAGCCAGUAGGCAAGAAGAAUGGAGAACUGCAAAAGGAGAAGAAGAAGUAAAGAUUUAUAGGUCAGAAGAGAAAAGAAAACACUUCACUGUUCCAAAAGAAAAUAAAAUACUCACUGUCUCAAAGAAUCAUGCUCAUGAGCAUUUCCUAGAUCUUGGAGAAUCUAAAAAGCAACAGGCAAAUCAACACAAUUAUCGUACCAGAUCUGCAUUAGAAGAGCCUCCUAGACCCUCAGAAGAUAUAGAAAAUGGCACUAGCUCUUCAGAUGAAGGUGAAGUUGUUGCUGUCAGUGGAGGAACAUCUGAAGAGGAAGAGAGAGCCUGGCACAGUGAUGGCAGUUCUAGUGACUACUCCAGUGAUUAUUCUGAUUGGACAGCAGAUGCAGGAAUUAAUCUGCAGCCACCAAAGAAAGUUCCUAAACAUAAAACCAAGAAAGCAGAAAGUAGUUCAGACGAAGACGAAGAAUCUGAAAAGCAGAAGCAAAAACAGAUUAAAAAAGAACGGAAAAAAGUAAAUGAAGAAAAAGAUGGACCAACAUCACCAAAGAAAAAGAAGCCCAAAGAAAGAAAGGUUUAUUAUUUCCGACAAGGACAUGAAGCAUAUGUUGAAAUGGCCCGGAAAAAUAAAAUUUAUAGUAUCAAUCCAAAAAAGCAGCCAUGGCAUAAAAUGGAACUACGGGAACAAGAGCUGAUGAAAAUAGUUGGCAUAAAGUAUGAAGUGGGAUUGCCUACCCUUUGCUGCCUUAAACUUGCUUUUCUCGAUCCUGAUACUGGUAAACUGACUGGCGGAUCAUUUACAAUGAAAUACCAUGAUAUGCCUGAUGUUAUAGAUUUCCUAGUCUUGAGACAGCAGUUUGAUGAUGCAAAAUACAGGCGGUGGAAUAUAGGUGACCGUUUCAGAUCAGUCAUAGAUGAUGCCUGGUGGUUUGGCACAAUUGAAAGCCAGGAACCUCUUCAACCUGAGUACCCUGAUAGUCUAUUUCAGUGCUAUAAUGUUUGCUGGGACAAUGGAGACACGGAAAAGAUGAGUCCUUGGGAUAUGGAACUUAUACCUAAUAAUGCUGUAUUUCCUGAAGAGCUGGGUACCAGUGUUCCUUUAACUGAUGUUGAAUGCAGAUCAUUAAUCUAUAAACCUCUUGAUGGAGAAUGGGGUUCCAGUCCCAGAGAUGAAGAAUGUGAAAGAAUUGUUGGAGGAAUAAACCAAUUGAUGACAUUAGAUAUUGCUUCUGCAUUUGUGGCCCCUGUGGAUCUGCAAGCCUAUCCCAUGUACUGUACUGUAGUGGCAUAUCCAACGGAUCUGAGUACAAUUAAACAGAGACUGGAAAACAGGUUUUACAGGCGGGUUUCUUCCCUAAUGUGGGAGGUGCGAUAUAUAGAACAUAAUACCCGAACAUUCAAUGAGCCUGGAAGCCCUAUUGUGAAAUCUGCUAAAUUUGUCACUGAUCUUCUUCUACAUUUUAUAAAAGAUCAAACUUGUUAUAAUAUAAUUCCACUCUACAAUUCAAUGAAGAAGAAAGUCUUGUCUGACUCUGAGGAAGAAGAGAAAGAUGCUGAUGUGCCAGGAACUUCUACCCGAAAAAGGAAGGAUCAUCAGCCUAGAAGGAGAUUACGUAAUAGAGCUCAGUCUUGUGAUAUUCAGGCGUGGAAGAAACAAUGUCAAGAAUUGUUAAAUCUUAUAUUUCAAUGUGAAGAUUCUGAGCCUUUCCGCCAACCAGUAGAUCUCCUUGAAUAUCCAGACUACAGAGACAUCAUUGACACUCCAAUGGAUUUUGCUACAGUUAGAGAAACUUUAGAGGCUGGGAAUUAUGAGUCACCAAUGGAGUUAUGUAAAGAUGUCAGACUUAUUUUCAGUAAUUCUAAAGCAUAUACACCAAGCAAAAGAUCCAGGAUUUACAGCAUGAGUUUGCGCCUGUCUGCUUUCUUUGAAGAACACAUUAGUUCAGUUUUAUCAGAUUAUAAAUCUGCUCUUCGUUUUCAUAAAAGAAAUACAAUAACUAAAAGGAGAAAGAAAAGAAAUAGAAGCAGCUCUGUUUCCAGUAGUGCUGCCUCUAGCCCUGAAAGGAAAAAAAGGAUCUUAAAACCUCAACUAAAAUCAGAUAUCUCUACCUCUCCAUUCUCUACACCUACACGAUCAAUACCACCAAGACACAAUGCUGCUCAGAUAAAUGGUAAAACAGAAUCCAGUUCCGUGGUUCGAACCAGAAGCAACCGAGUGAUUGUAGAUCCAGUUAUCAUUGACCAACCAUCUACUUCUUCAGCAGGAAAGACUUUUAUUUCUAAAGUGAAUACAGCUGCAAUGCCAGGGAAAACAAUACUGGAAAAUUCUGUGAAACAUUCCAAAACUUUGAAUACUCUUUCAAGUCCUACUCAAUCCAGUUUUAGUCAUGGCACUAGGAAUAAUUCUGCAAAAGAAAACAUAGAAAAGGAAAAGCCAGUCAAACGUAAAAUGAAGACAUCUGUACUACCAAAGACAUCUACUCUUUCAAAGUCAUCAGCUGUCAUUGAGCCAGAUUGUAAGAACAAUGCUCUUAUACCAGGAAGCAUUCAAGUAAAUGGCCAUGGAGGGCAGCCAUCAAAACUUGUGAAAAGGGGACCUGGAAGGAAACCUAAGGUAGAAGUUAAUACCACUAAUAGUGGUGAAGUUAUACACAAGAAAAGGGGUAGAAAGCCCAAAAGGCUACAGUAUGCAAAGCCAGAAAAUUCACAGGAAAAUAAUGUGCAUCCUAUCAGAGAUGAAGUAGUUCCUUCUUCGACAUGCAGUUUUCUUUCUGAAACUAAUACUGUAAAGGAGGAUUUGUUACAGAAAAAGAAUCGUGGAGGCAGAAAACCCAAACGGAAGGUGAAGACACAAAAAUUAGACUCAGAUCUCAUGGUUCCUACAAGUAUUAAAAUUCUAAGGAGAAGUAACCGAAAAAAGACAGAUGACCCUAUGGAUGAAGAAGAAGAGUUUGAGGAACUUAAAGGCUCUGAACCCCACAUGAGAACUAGAAACCAAGGUCGAAGGACAGCUUUCUAUAAUGAGGAUGACUCCGAGGAGGAGCAAAGGCAGCUGUUGUUUGAAGACACCUCUUUGACUUUUGGAACUUCUAGUAGAGGACGAGUCCGAAAGUUGACUGAAAAGGCAAAAGCUAAUUUAAUUGGUUGGUAG
Orycteropus afer afer is the source of this 5340-nucleotide messenger RNA. RefSeq names its product pleckstrin homology domain interacting protein (gene PHIP). Lineage: Eukaryota; Metazoa; Chordata; Mammalia; Tubulidentata; Orycteropodidae. The record is from RefSeq and is a predicted model, not a curated record. Gene Ontology annotation, molecular function: protein binding. Gene Ontology annotation, biological process: regulation of transcription by RNA polymerase II; regulation of cell shape; cytoskeleton organization. The coding region runs from base 1 to 5340 and encodes 1779 amino acids. The transcript is spliced from 38 exons. Gene Ontology annotation, cellular component: nucleus.